GACGAAGAGGCCGGGAUGUGUGUCCGGACAGAGGCGUGGAGCGAGUCGAGGCCCAGAACCGCAUUCUUUGCCUGCCGGACGCAGCACAUGGCCUUCUCUCACUAUUUUUUGGCCAUAGAAGCCCCGGACAGAGGAGCAACAGAACCACAAUGACCACCAGUCCAGCAAGUAAUGUCGCUUUUGCCAGUCAGAAAUCAUUGCCUUCAGAGAACCUUCGAAGAAAGAAACUUCCACUAACUGAAGAGGAGGUAUUUUACAUGAAUUGCAGAGCUGCCUACUUAACUGUCUUCAAAAGCAGCUUAGAAAACAUUAUUUCUAAAGAUCAACUUUACCUAGGAUGGGUGCUGGCUGGACACGUAACCCUAAAGCACCUUUGCCGUUUCUCUGACUGUAUUAAUAGAUGAAUUAUGGAAUCAUCUGUUCGUGUGCUACCAGUACUUUGCUGUUAGGGCACCAUGGGAAUCAGGGAUUUUGUCUCCAUCCAAAAUAAACCUGUGGAAAUAAAAGUUCAAUUAUAUCCAAUGCUACAGAUUUCCGCAGAGUUUUUACACAUAAAAGGAACAUGUGAUUGCUCUCUUCAGCACGCAGGAAGAAAUCCAUCCCAAAAAACUAUUAAUAAGUAUUGGACUCCUCAAACUGCCAAACUGAAUUUUGAUGAUUUUUGUGUAAUUUUAAGGAAGGAAAAACCUACUUCAAAAGCAGAACUGCUAAAAUCAUUUAAGCAGUUAGAUGUAAAUGAUGACGGCUGUAUUUCACACACUGACCUUUAUAAAUUUCUAGCAAAGAGAGGUGAGAAGAUGACUCCAGAAGAAGUCAAUAGUAUAAUAAAUUUGCCUGAUGUAAAUGCUGGUGGCAAAUUUGACUACAUUAAGUUUUGUAAAUUAUAUAUGAUGACCAGCGGGCAGUGUCUCAAGACUGCACUAGAAAAGCUAGAGGCUGACAGUAAACUGAGGUGUCAACAGUUUGGAAGCCACAUGGAAGAGUUCUCCGAGAGGGACUCGCCGUCAGUACCAAAACUGUCACCUGGAAUCAGAAGGCAGAGUGAUCAGGGAGCAUUCUCUAAUAAAGGUGACAACAGGGCUUCUUUACUGUCAACAGUGAGAAAGUUUAAAGCGUCUGUUUCCUGCACAAUUUCCAUGGCUGCUAACAGUAACCACAACUCAAAGUUAACUGAGCCAAACCUAAAGGACUGGCGGUGUGCACAGUCGAGAGGCUGUUUCUUCCUGGAGGAGGACGGCGAGGUCGUGAGUCACCAGUACAGGACGCACCUGGCCCGCAGCUCCGCGGUUUACCUGACCAUCAAGCCGCUGAGCCUGAGUCAAGUGGAAGGAAAACUAUCCCGUUGGUUAUCAGUUGAUACUGCCUUAUAUAUUCUUAAGGAAAAUGAGAAUCAAGCAAAUCUACAGCUCAUAUGUUGCACCGAACUACGAAACAGAGAAGUGUUUGGCUGGACUGGUGAACUAGGGCCUGGAGUUUACUGGUUAAUUCCUUCCACGACUGGCUGUAGGCUGAGGAAAGAAAGAAAGCCAGUAACGGAAGAAGCCCAACUUGUCUACAGAGAUGGCACUGGGCAAUUAUUUCUUACAGAGGAGUUUCGGGCGGCUCUAUCAGAUAUAUUCGAAGUGAUUGACUUGGACGGAAACGGCCUUCUAAGCCUUGAAGAGUACAAUUUUUUUGAGCUGAGAACAAGUGGUGAGAAGUGUGACGAGGACGCGUGGGCUCUCUGCAGAGAGCAUUUUGAGACAAAGAAGAAUGAACUAACAAGACAGGGGUUCAUGGACUUGAAUCUAAUGGAAGCCAGAGACCUGGAAGGGGACCCACGUGACCUCUGGGUGACGCUGCACUCCAUGGGCUACGACGCAGCUCUGGAGCUGACAGAGGCAUGUCCGUUUGUCAUAGAUCUCUAUGCAGAAAGGUGCGAGCCGAGAACGAAGGCUGUCAGGAUGGAGGCGAGCAGUGGGCAGCUUGAGAAGGCCACUUGUCAGUCUGUCCUCCGCCAGGGCGAAGCCAAGGCCAUGGCCGGCUGUGAGGACAUCAUCAUCCACACCCGUAGUUGUGGCUUCCGGAUCACAUCAGUCAUUGAAAAUAAGUCAGAUAAUAAGGCGAUUAUUCAUGUCAACAAUGAGCUGAGUCAGAACUGCGUCAACAACAGAGGACCUAACAUAUUUGCAGUAGAAGUGGCACCGCACUCUACCAUGGUUUGUCAACAUGUAAUGCCUCUGAAUGAACGACAAGAAUGGACGCAUCAUUGUGUUUAUUCCCUCAUAUCUUAACUAAUUCCCUGAGGAGCUAUCAGGCUAAGAAGUAGUAUUGUAGAUUUGCUGUUACUUAUUUAUUAUGUAUUAUUCAAUUUAACUGGUAUACCUUUUUAAUAAUUAAUUUAUAUGCAUUUACAUUUACAUGUCAUAUAUCUUAGGUAUAUGAUACGUAAUAUGUAUGAUACAUACUUUUAUAUGAUGAAAGUAUGUUUUUGGGUUUUUUUGGUACUGGGGAUCGAACUCGGGUCCUUGCACUUGCGCAGCAGGCAGCAAAACCACUGAGCUAAAUCCUGGGCCACGAUGAAAGUAUAAUGUUUUUAAUGUGUGCUCUUAUUAAUUUAGUGGGAAACUUAAAGCACAUUUUGUUUAUGAUACUAAGUCAAAAGAAAAUUAUAAAUAAGCCUUUUAAAAGUAAUAUUCAAUGAACUCUUCAAAAUCCUAUAUGCUUUUGUUUUAUUUUAACUCAUAAAAAACUUAAAAGAGGACCAGGGACUUAGCUCAGUGGCAACACACCUGCCUUGCAAGCACAAGGUCCUAAGUUCAACCCCAGGUACAAAAACGAAAAAACUUAAAAGAAAAUAUAACUAUAAAAAUAGCCAUUUAAUUUUCCAAUCAUAAAAGUUUAACACAAAAUUUAAAGAAAUUAGUUUCUAUAUAAUGAAGCCAAAACCUAAUGAUGAUAGUAGAAACAUUUUGUAAAUUUUUGUUUGUUUACUGCGGACUGCUUUUACUUAACUGUGUUUUGAAAUAAUGGGAAUUAAAUCUACAUAACAUUAAAUGAAACAGAAUAUGGCAUGAAAAAUAAUAUUAAGCAAUUAGGAACCAUGUAUCAGUAACAGAAGAGUGGACAAUAAAUGUCACCAUCUGAAAUAUGAA
Molecule: messenger RNA, 3134 nt
Organism: Heterocephalus glaber (naked mole-rat)
Lineage: Eukaryota; Metazoa; Chordata; Mammalia; Rodentia; Bathyergidae
Gene: Efcab7
Product: EF-hand calcium binding domain 7
Biological process (GO): positive regulation of protein localization to ciliary membrane
Cellular component (GO): plasma membrane protein complex; ciliary membrane
Molecular function (GO): calcium ion binding
Source: RefSeq, a predicted model, not a curated record